CGCUCCCUUUUUUUACUCUCAUUCUCAUCAUCGUUCGAGCAGGUCUCGCUUUAAUCAUCAUCACCCACAUCUAAGACUACAACCAUGACUACCAUAUCUUGGAAGCUAGGCAAGAAGUCCCCGAAGCCGUCCUCUAAUGCUCUCGCUGCGGACGCCGAGAUGGGUCGGUCGACCACGCCGACGCCUGGUAACCCGAAUGGCGAGCCACCACAGCGUACUUCGGGUAUGUUGACCAUCCGCGUUACGUCCGCAGAGGGCUUUGCUCUGCCCUCUGGGACUUCUGUGCCGUCUGCCGUGCAGUCAGCGCUGGAUAGUGCAGAAGCUAAGGUUGCUGCGUCCGUGUCCCCGUCAAGUGUGACGCAGCAGCGUUUAGCUAAUAGAGGAAGGAGCAACCGCGAUAGUCUGCAGAGGGUGCAAUGCUGGUGGCUUCCGUAUCUUGUCAUGGAGUUCGAUGUAAACCAGGUGCUCAUUACACCUUUGGGAGGAAACAUCGAGUCGCCAGUUUACAUGUACCAAACUCACUUCGACGUGUCACGGAUCUCAGAAAUCUCGAUACAAUGCUAUUUACGGACAGAGAGACCCAAACGAGGUGCAGAAGGCGACGAUAUGGGCAACGAUAUCUUCAUGGGCGGAAUCAAAUUCACUCCGGACUUUGACAACCUAAGUCCGGAAAAUGAAUGGUACACCCUAGCAGGCGGAUCGGGGAAGAUCCAGAUUGGCGUCGCGUUCACGCCGAGCACCGGUCAAUCUCUGACGAUUGAUUCGUUCGAACUUCUCAAGGUCAUUGGAAAGGGAAGCUUUGGGAAAGUCAUGCAAGUUCGAAAGCGUGAUACGCAACGAAUUUAUGCUUUGAAGACAAUCCGCAAAGCGCAUAUUGCGUCGCGAAAUGAGAUUACGCAUACACUUGCGGAGAGGCUUGUUUUAGCACGUGUCAAUAAUCCAUUCAUCGUGCCCUUGAAGUUUAGCUUCCAAUCGGAACAAAAGCUUUAUCUCGUUCUUGCGUUCGUCAAUGGUGGAGAGCUGUUCCAUCAUCUCCAGCAGGAGCAACGCUUCAACGAAGAACGGAGCCGAUUCUACUCCGCCGAACUGCUUUUAGCCCUUGAACAGCUUCAUGAGCUUGACGUCGUCUACCGCGAUCUCAAACCAGAAAACAUCCUUCUGGACUAUACGGGCCAUAUUGCCUUAUGUGACUUUGGUCUGUGCAAGCUCAACAUGAAGGACAAAGACACGACGAACACAUUCUGUGGAACGCCGGAAUAUCUUGCACCUGAAGUGUUGAACGGAAGUGGCUACAACCGCACCAUCGACUGGUGGACACUUGGCGUGCUCUUGUAUGAAAUGUUGUCUGGCCUUCCACCCUUCUACAGUGAAACUCCGGAUAUCAUGUACAAGAAAAUCGUGAAUGACCCACUGGUGUUCAGCGAUGUCAUCGGUCCUGAGGCCCGUAGUGUCCUCACUGGUCUACUUUCGCGUGAACCAAGCAGACGUCUCGGCGUCAAUGGCGCGGAGGAAAUCAAACGUCAUCCUUUCUUCGACAAGCAUAUCGACUUUGCGAAGCUGCUUGCAAAGAAGAUCCAGCCGCCGUUCAAGCCUAAGGUCGCAAGUGCUGUGGAUGUGUCCAAUUUUGACGAGGUGUUCACCUCUGAGGAGCCGCUCGAUAGUGUUGUGGAAGGUUCGAAGCUUUCACAGACUGUCCAGGAGCAGUUCGCAGGCUUCUCUUACAAUGGCACCAACAUGAAUGUCAGCCCAUAAAUCAAAUCUAUAUCCCUUUUUGUGUUUCGCUUUGGUUAUCACUGGUCUAUACCCGGAUCUCCACUCAUGUUCUGCAUACGUCAUUCGUCGUUUCGUCCACGCAUCAUACACACCUUCGUUAGAUUAAUCGCUGCUUCACUCGUUUACCUUCAUUGCUCCUAGUAUUCUUGCUUUCAAAGGAAACCCACAGAUAUAGUCGCGUACAGAUUGGAUUUAAUAUUCUCACUUGAAAAAAAUCACGCCUGUCGUACUCUAAUGCUGAAUACUAG
Messenger RNA from Fomitiporia mediterranea MF3/22, 2021 nucleotides. RefSeq names its product Pkinase-domain-containing protein. The record is from RefSeq and is a predicted model, not a curated record. Gene Ontology annotation, molecular function: protein serine/threonine kinase activity; ATP binding. The transcript is spliced from 9 exons. Gene Ontology annotation, biological process: protein phosphorylation. Lineage: Eukaryota; Fungi; Basidiomycota; Agaricomycetes; Hymenochaetales; Hymenochaetaceae. Bases 85 to 1752 code for a protein of 555 amino acids.